Molecule: messenger RNA, 3796 nt
Organism: Neltuma alba
Lineage: Eukaryota; Viridiplantae; Streptophyta; Magnoliopsida; Fabales; Fabaceae
Product: protein GIGANTEA
Exons: 15
Coding region: 302-3796 (1164 amino acids)
Biological process (GO): regulation of circadian rhythm; regulation of long-day photoperiodism, flowering; response to stress
Cellular component (GO): nucleus
Source: RefSeq, a predicted model, not a curated record
CCCCCCUCUCAGUAAAACCUCCGCCACCUCUCUAAUCUUCCCAACCCAUGCACCAAAUAUUUUGGUUAUACGAGUUAACGACUCCCAUUUUUGCGCGUUUUAGCAUAUCACCCUCCAAAUCAGAGCAAUUAGUUUGUUAAUCAAUUGGUCCUGUAUUUACAAAGUUUAAGGUACUGAGGUACAAAUAUCUGUGGGCUUUUCUAGCAGGGAAUGUUAAACUACGAUAUCUUGAUCCUUGAUUGGUAGCCGGUUGGCCGGAUCCUGGGUUAUUGGUUCUGGUAUCAGAAGUAUUUCCUCUUCCAUGGCUGCUUCCAGUGAAAGGUGGAUUGACCGUCUUCAGUUUUCCUCGUUGUUCUGGCCUCCCCCACGAGACGGUCAACAAAAAAAGGAUCAAAUUGCUGCCUAUGUUGAGUUCUUUGGUCAGUUCACGUCAGAACAAUUCCCUGAUGACAUUGCUGAGUUAAUCCGGAACCGGUAUCCUUCGAGGGAGAUGCUGCUAUUUGAUGACGUUCUGGCAACUUUCGUCCUUCAUCAUCCUGAGCAUGGUCAUGCGGUUGUGCUUCCGAUUAUUUCAUGUGUUAUUGAUGGGACUCUAGCCUAUGAUAAGACUAGCCCUCCAUUUGCUUCUUUCAUUUCCUUAGUCUCCCCAACAAGUGAGAAUGAAUAUUCAGAGCAAUGGGCUCUGGCAUGUGGUGAAAUUUUGAGAAUUUUAACUCAUUAUAAUCGUCCCAUAUUCAAAACGGAGAGACAGUGCAGCGAAACAGAAAGAAGCAUGAGCGGUAGCCAUGCAACAACAAGUAAUUCUGUUGAUGGGAAACUUGACCGUAGUUGUUUGACACAACUGGAGAGGAAACCUAUAAGGCCCUUGUCUCCUUGGAUAACUGAUAUUUUGCUGGCUGCACCUCUGGGCAUCAGAAGUGACUAUUUCCGGUGGUGCAGUGGAGUUAUGGGUAAAUAUGCUGCGGGAGAACUCAAGCCCCCUAUAACUGCUUCUUCCGGUGGUUCUGGAAAGCAUCCUCAGCUCAUGCCUUCAACUCCUAGGUGGGCCGUUGCCAAUGGUGCUGGUGUUAUAUUAAGUGUUUGUGAUGAUGAAGUUGCUCGCUAUGAAACUGCUACUUUAACAGCAGUCGCCGUCCCUGCACUUUUGCUUCCUCCUCCCACGACAGCUUUGGAUGAGCACCUAGUUGCAGGAUUACCAGCUCUUGAACCAUAUGCACGAUUAUUUCAUAGAUAUUAUGCCGUUGCUACUCCAAGUGCCACACAAAGACUUCUUCUUGGACUUCUAGAAGCCCCACCAUCAUGGGCUCCAGAUGCACUUGAUGCCGCGGUGCAGCUUGUGGAACUCCUUCGAGCUGCUGAAGAUUAUGCAUCUGGAAUAAGGCUUCCUAGAAAUUGGAUGCAUUUGCAUUUCUUGCGUGCUAUAGGGACUGCUAUGUCUAUGAGAGCUGGCAUAGCUGCUGAUACUGCAGCUGCUUUGCUUUUCCGCAUUCUUUCACAGCCAGCAUUACUAUUUCCUCCGCUGAGGCAGGUUGAUGGGUUUGAAGUUCAGCAUGAACCGUUGGGAGGGUAUACAUCAUCCUACAGAAAGCAGAUAGAAGUUCCUGCUGCUGAAGCCACCAUUGAGGCUACUGCCCAAGGCAUUGCAUCAAUGCUAUGUGCCCAUGGUCCUGAGGUUGAAUGGAGAAUCUGUACCAUAUGGGAAGCUGCUUAUGGCUUGAUUCCUUUAAGCUCCUCAGCUGUUGAUCUUCCAGAAAUUAUAGUUGCAACCCCAUUGCAACCUCCAUUACUAUCAUGGAAUUUGUACAUACCCCUAGUUAAGGUUCUGGAAUAUCUCCCUCGUGGAAGUCCAUCUGAAGCAUGUCUCAUGAAAAUAUUUGUUGCUACAGUGGAAGCUAUUCUUCAGAGGACAUUUCCAUCAGAGUCUAUUAGAAAGCAGAACAGAACUAGGUACCUCUCUAGCUUGGGGUCUUCCUCCAAAAACCUUGCUGUGGCUGAACUUCGUACUAUGGUUCAUUCACUCUUUUUGGAAUCAUGCGCAUCUGUAGAGCUUGCUUCACGCCUCCUUUUUGUAGUCUUGACCGUCUGCCUCAGUCACGAAGCUCAAUUCAACGGAAGCAAGAAACCAAGAGGUGAAGAUAGUUAUUUGGCUGAAGAAAUGGUUGAAGACGUAGAGGCAAUGUCUGAAAACCAGAGAGAAGAAAAACAUAAGAAAUUGAAAAAACAGGGGCCUGUGGCAGCAUUUGAUUCUUAUGUUCUGGCUGCAGUUUGUGCACUUGCUUGCGAGCUUCAGUUAUUUCCUCUGAUUUCACGAGGUAGUGGUCGUUCAAUCUCCAACAAUGUAGGAGAUACAAUUAACCCUGUUAAGAUAAAUGGAUCUCCACAUGAGUUACAGAAUGGCAUAGAUUCAGCAAUACGCCACACUCACAGAAUUUUAGCAAUUUUGGAGGCACUGUUUUCAUUGAAGCCAUCUUCUGUUGGCACGUCCUGGAGUUACAGCUCAAAUGAGAUCGUUGCAGCUGCUAUGGUUGCUGCCCAUGUUUCCGAACUAUUUAGACAGUCAAAAGCUUGCAUGCAUGCCCUAUCAGUUUUGAGGCGUUGCAAAUGGGACAAUGAAAUUCACUCCAGAGCAUCAUCUUUGUACAGCCUUAUAGACAUUCACAGCAAAGCUGUUGCAUCUAUCGUUAACAAGGCAGAGCCAUUGGAAGCAAAUUUAAUCCUUACACCUAGUUGGAAAGAUUCCCUUGUUUGUUUUCAAACUGAAAAAAGUGGCUACUGUACUACUGAGCAGACAUCUGUCUCGCCUUCUGAGGUUUCAGCUAUUACUAAACCUGAUUGUGAAUCUGAGAAAACUUCAUAUUCAAAUGAAGCAUCUGGUCAUGCCUUGGGCAACAGCAUCGCAAGUUUUCCAUUGGAUGCUUCUGAUCUAGCCAACUUCCUCACAAGGGACAGGCAUAUAGGGUUUAAUUGCAGUGCCCAAAUUUUACUAAGAUCAAUGCUGGCAGAGAAACAAGAACUGUGUUUCUCUGUAGUUUCACUGCUAUGGCACAAGUUGAUUGCAUCUCCUGAGACUCAACCGUGUGCAGAGAGCACUUCUGCCCAACAAGGAUGGAGACAGGUUGUUGAUGCAUUAUGUAACGUUGUUUCAGCAUCGCCAUCAAAAGCUGCUACAGCCGUUGUUCUCCAGGCGGACAGAGAGUUGCAGCCUUGGAUUGCAAAAGAUGAUGACCUCGGUCAGAAGAUGUGGAGAAUCAACCAGAGGAUUGUAAAAUUGAUAGUGGAACUCAUGAGGAACCAUGACAGGGUAGAAUCAUUGGUGAUUGUGGCGAGUGCAUCAGAUUUACUUCUACGAGCCACAGAUGGCAUGCUUGUUGAUGGUGAAGCCUGCACUUUACCACAGCUGGAGCUAUUGGAAGCAGCAGCUAGAGCAGUUCAGCCGGUGCUGGAGUUGGGAGAAUCAGGAUGUGCGGUGGCUGAUGGCCUUUCAAACAUGUUAAAGUGUCGCCUACCGGCUACUAUCCGUUGCCUUUCUCAUCCAAGUGCACAUGUCCGUGCUCUAAGCACAUCGGUUCUCCGUGACAUUCUGCAUGCUGGUUCAAUCAGACCGACUCCUAAACCACCUCGUAUUAAUGGUAUCCACAAACGCCACUAUGACUACUACAACUCGGAUGUUAUUGAUUGGCAGGCUGAUCUAGAAAAAUGCUUGACGUGGGAAGCCCGCAGACGACUGUCAAAUGGAAUGUCUAUUAAUUUUCUUGACACUGCUGCAAAAGAACUAGGCUGUACUAUUUCCCUAUGA